Molecule: messenger RNA, 829 nt
Organism: Nematostella vectensis (starlet sea anemone)
Lineage: Eukaryota; Metazoa; Cnidaria; Anthozoa; Actiniaria; Edwardsiidae
Product: L-rhamnose-binding lectin ELEL-1
Exons: 5
Coding region: 106-756 (216 amino acids)
Molecular function (GO): carbohydrate binding
Source: RefSeq, a predicted model, not a curated record
CAUAAAGGGAUCCAGCUCAAGACUUAUUUGUCAAUCGGACGAAACACAUCCCAAGUAAAGAACUUCCAGAACAACUCUUGACAGCCGGUAGACUACUCAAGCAACAUGAAGUUACUUGUCCUGACUGUGCUAUGCUGCAUAGCAUUGGCAAGUUGUGUUCCUGAUGCCCAUGAUAAUGAGGAAGCUAAACCUGCUUCAACUCAAAAUGAAGAGCUCUUGCAAGACGCCCCAGAAGUUGAUGAAACCUCUGGAGAAAUGACGGAAGAUAUCCCAACGGAAGUGGAAGAUGAUGAUGAAAACGAAGAGGAUGGAGGUGAUCGUAGGAGAAAUCUUGGGUUGAGCAACAAAUGCCUCAAGACACUCGAUAAAGGAGUCGUAAGGAUGAUGUCGCUUCUAAGCUACGUCAACCGAGAGUUUGGGAAACUCAGAAAUCAAGUGAAUGCUUGUAACAAAGCUAACACGUGCUUGGGGCGUCCAAGUGUGUUUCGCCUUUGUGAAAAUCGCCAAGGUACUCUACGGUGUCCAAAGGAAAAGGUCAUCGUCGUGGCGUACGCGAACUACGGCCGCACGGCUAAAGAAGUGUGCCGACACAAUUCGAUAAAAACCACUUGUUGCUACUCCAGGAAAUCCAAGAUACUUAUUCGCAAAGCGUGCCAUGGAGAAAACAAAUGCGCACUCAAUGCGCGUAACUCCGUCUACGGCGACCCAUGUUAUGGUACCUACAAGUACAUCGAGGUCCUUUAUCACUGCGUCUGAGUAAGCACGCUGUAAUGAUUGGUCCUUAUCGAGGAUGAAAAAUGAUUGGUCAAUAAAAGAGUGAACAUAUCAA